GAAAUAUAAAAUGGGUUAUGCAAGCAUAAUGGAGCGCUUAUUAAUUUUUGGAAUUGAAAAUGAGAUUGAACUCGAUGAAAUACAUAAAAGAUGGAGUCAAUGUAUUUUACACCACGUAAAGAAUAUUGCGGACCCUUGCAUGACCGGAAUGGAUAAACGAAGAAAAGCAUUCUUUGUUAAAAGUUUAGAAAAUAAUACAAGAUCAAGAAAACAAGACGAAGCAGAUAAUUGCAAGAAGAUAAUCAGAUACCGAUUUGUCCAAUGUUCUGAAUUAAUAUUAAAAUAUUUAG
Messenger RNA from Dentiscutata heterogama, 290 nucleotides. The record is from the annotation of a GenBank genome assembly. NCBI's taxonomy places the organism in Eukaryota, Fungi, Glomeromycota, Glomeromycetes, Diversisporales, Gigasporaceae.